Cyclopterus lumpus (lumpfish) is the source of this 987-nucleotide messenger RNA. RefSeq names its product cilia- and flagella-associated protein 251. NCBI's taxonomy places the organism in Eukaryota, Metazoa, Chordata, Actinopteri, Perciformes, Cyclopteridae. The transcript is spliced from 6 exons. Bases 1 to 987 code for a protein of 328 amino acids. Gene Ontology annotation, molecular function: calcium ion binding. The record is from RefSeq and is a predicted model, not a curated record.
AUGGCCCCUGUGAACGGCUGGGUAGUGGGGCUCCUGCUGGUCCUCCUGUGCCCAUCGCAGGGCCCGCUCUCUGGAGUAGUGAGCGCCCAGGACGUGGCUGAAGCAGACGGAGGCCUCCAGGUCAGAAAUGUUGCAGAGGUUGUGGCUGAAGAGGGCAAAACCACUGAGGGUGAUGAUGGUGCAGGUGAGGAAGAUGAACAGGUAGCGGGAGAGGAGGAUGAAAAAGAGUCAGAUGAGGAGGAAGAGGAGACUACUGAGGAAGAAGCUGUUGAAAAGGGGGAAGAAAAGGAAGAGGUUGUUGAGGAAGAAGAAGAUGCUGAUGAGGAAGAAGAAGAGGUUGACGAUGAGGAGGAAGAAGAGGCUGGCGAUGAGAAGGAGGAUGCAGAGGAGGACGAUACUGAAGAAGAGGAAGAUAAGGAAGAGGGCGAUGAGGAAGAGGAUGAUGCUGAAGAGGAAGACGAAGAGGGGGAGGAGGAAGACGAUGCUGUAGAAGAGGAAGACGAUGCUGAAGAAGAGGAAGACGAUGAACAGGGGGAGGAGGCUGCAGAUGAGGAAGAGGAGGAUGAUGCUGAAGAAGAGGAUGCUGAAGAAGAGGAAGAUGAUGAACAGGGGGAGGAGGCUGCAGAUGAGGAAGAGGAGGAUGAUGCUGAAGAAGAGGAUGCUGAAGAAGAGGAAGACGAUGAACAGGGGGAGGAGGCUGCAGAUGAGGAAGAGGAGGAUGAUGCUGAAGACGAAGAGGCCGAUGAGGCAGCAGAGCCGACGACUGACAUGCUGCAAUUCCGUUCUGGCUCUUUGUGUAGCGUUUGCUCCAUCUGUGAGCACUGCUCUAAUAACUGUGACGAAUGCCCUUGUGAAGAGGGAGAGGAGUCCGACCACUGUGAGCACUGCCAAGAAUGCUCAUCCUGCUACAUUUGCCCAAUACUGUGUGACACCGUUUGCACACCAGGUGGCCUUAUUGAUGAGCUAACUGGAACCCUCUUUCAGUAA